AUGGCCGAUGGCUACGAGGACCUGCGGGAGGACGAGCUCCCAGGGCCGGCCUACGAAGGCUACGAAUCCGCGGAGCUCGCCUGCCCCGCCGAGCGCAGCGGCCACGUAGCCGUCAGCGACGGGCGCCACAUGUUCGUCUGGGGCGGUUACAAGAGUAAUCAAGUCAGAGGAUUAUAUGACUUCUAUCUGCCUAGAGAAGAACUCUGGAUCUACAACAUGGAGACUGGAAGAUGGAAAAAAAUUAACACUGAGGGUGAUGUUCCUCCUUCUAUGUCAGGAAGCUGUGCCGUGUGUGUGGACAGGGUGCUGUACUUGUUUGGAGGACACCAUUCAAGAGGCAAUACAAAUAAGUUCUACAUGCUGGAUUCAAGGUCCACAGAUCGAGUAUUACACUGGGAAAGAAUUGACUGCCAAGGAGUUCCUCCAUCAUCAAAGGACAAACUCGGUGUCUGGGUAUAUAAAAACAAGUUAAUAUUUUUUGGAGGGUAUGGAUAUUUACCUGAAGAUAAAGUAUUGGGAACUUUUGAAUUUGAUGAAACAUCUUUUUGGAAUUCAAGUCAUCCAAGAGGAUGGAAUGAUCAUGUACAUAUUUUAGACACUGAAACGUUUAUCUGGAGCCAGCCUAUAACUACUGGUAAACCACCUUCACCUCGUGCUGCCCAUGCCUGUGCAACUGUUGGGAACAAAGGCUUUGUGUUUGGAGGCAGAUACCGAGAUGCUAGAAUGAAUGACCUUCACUAUCUUAAUCUGGAUACAUGGGAGUGGAAUGAACUAAUUCCACAAGGCAUAUGCCCAGUUGGCCGAUCUUGGCACUCACUAACACCAGUUUCUUCAGAUCAUCUGUUUCUCUUUGGAGGAUUUACCACUGAUAAACAGCCACUAAGUGAUGCCUGGACAUACUGCAUCAGUAAAAAUGAAUGGAUACAGUUUAAUCAUCCCCAUACUGAAAAACCAAGAUUAUGGCAUACAGCUUGUGCCAGUGAUGAAGGAGAAGUAAUUGUGUUUGGAGGGUGUGCCAAUAACCUUCUUGUCCAUCACAGAGCUGCACACAGUAAUGAAAUACUUAUAUUUUCAGUUCAACCAAAAUCUCUUGUAAGGCUAAGUUUAGAAGCUGUCAUCUGCUUUAAAGAAAUGUUAGCCAACUCAUGGAACUGCCUUCCAAAACACUUACUUCACAGUGUUAAUCAGAGGUUUGGUAGUAACAACACUUCUGGAUCUUAA
Messenger RNA from Rangifer tarandus platyrhynchus (Svalbard reindeer), 1221 nucleotides. Lineage: Eukaryota; Metazoa; Chordata; Mammalia; Artiodactyla; Cervidae. The record is from the annotation of a GenBank genome assembly.